This is a messenger RNA of Rotaria sordida, 1200 nucleotides long. Lineage: Eukaryota; Metazoa; Rotifera; Eurotatoria; Philodinida; Philodinidae. The record is from the annotation of a GenBank genome assembly.
AUGGCUACUGCUUAUUAUAUUAAAGCAUAUUAUACAAAACCAAAUCAACAACAAGAAAUUCGUCGUUUUACACUUGAUAUUUCUCCAGAAAACAAUGUUUAUAAUGAAUUACAAACAAAAGUUGCAUCAUAUCUACCAAAUGAUCAAUUAAAAGAUAUUAUUCUUCAAUAUACUGAUGAAGAAAAUGAACAUAUUACAUUUAGUUCAGAUGAUGAAUUACGUUCAGCUAUUGCCUUAAAUAAAGAUACAAAAACUUUAAAAGUUUAUGUUACAAUUGAUCAAACAAUUCCUCAGCAACAACAACAGCAAGAUAGCACAACUAACAAAGAAUGUCAUGUUGGUGUUCAAUGUGAUGGUUGUAAUGGUUCAGUUAUAGGUUUUCGUUAUAAAUGUUUUGUUUGUCCAGAUUAUGAUUUAUGUGAAAAAUGUUCAUCGGCUGGCAUUCAUUCUGAACAUAAUAUGAUUAGAAUAACAAAACCAGGCAGUUUUCAUCAUCCGUAUGGUCAUCAUCAUCAUCAUCAUCAUCGUCAUAUGCCUCCGCCGCCACCACCACCACCAUUACCAUUUAUACCAACUCAAGAUUAUCUUGAAAAAAUUCAAGCACAAAUUCCUCAAUGGUUACCAAAUCAUCCAAAUACUGCUCAUUUUCGAGCUCAUAUGCAGCAACAUUUUGAUUCAGUAAAAGCAAAUACUCAAACACACAUGCAAAAUUCAAAACAAUAUCUUGAAAGUGUUGGACAAUAUUUACAACAAGCAUUAUCACCAUUUGGUAUUGAUUGUGAUUAUCAUGUUGAUGAAGCAAAAUCAACAACAACAACAAAUCAACACGAAGAACCAGUUUCAACAACAACAAAUCAACAUGAAGAACCAGUUUCAACAACAACAGAUCAACAACAAGAAGAACAACUUUCAACAACGAACACUAUUUUUACAACAGACUCAGAUGUUACAUCAAAUUCUUCAGUUUUAACACAAAUUAAUAAUAAUGAAGAACAAACUGCAAGUUCAAUAAUACCACCCGUUGAAAAUUCAACUAAAAUAAGAACUCCAUUAGAACAAGCUAUUGAUGAAUGUAUGGAAAGAAUGAAAGCCAUGGGUUUUAUUGAUGCUAAUGGAGCAUUAUGUGAACUUAUUCGUUCAAAACAAGGCGAUAUUAACUUAGUUCUGGAUGCAAUUAAUCCACGACAUUAUCAAACAUAA